Messenger RNA from Botrytis fragariae, 414 nucleotides. Its product is annotated as putative ostreolysin. The record is from RefSeq and is a predicted model, not a curated record. NCBI's taxonomy places the organism in Eukaryota, Fungi, Ascomycota, Leotiomycetes, Helotiales, Sclerotiniaceae. Gene Ontology annotation, biological process: symbiont-mediated hemolysis of host erythrocyte. Bases 1 to 414 code for a protein of 137 amino acids. The transcript has 3 exons.
AUGAGUGGAAUAAAUAGUUCUGUCGUUAUCAACGUCAACAAUACCAUGAUGGGAGGAUUCCUCGAAUUCAAGAACGCAGAGCUAAAACAAGGCAAAUUUCACGAAGAUGGCAAGAAAGACGUUGAGAUCUCCGCAGCCGACGUAAACAAGAAAGUCGCUCCGCCCCACACUGCAAUCGAUAUUUGCGCUUCUUCCAGCUCUACCGGAAAGGGACUUGAGGGUAGCAUUGAACUCUAUGAUAGGGAAACGAAGAUCUGUCGAUUGUCUUGGAAUGAUCCAGCUAGUGGAGACAAUGAUUUCCAAGUUCAUGGUUUUGAGCUAGGCGGCCGAUAUCUUGUGCUUGCUGAGGGCUGGAAUCGCAGUGGGGGAAGUCUGGGAAGAGUGAACGUGAAGGUUAUGAAGAAUGGAUUUUAA